GGCGCCUCUUCGCCAGAGGCGGGGCUGCGCCGGAUCCGCCCCGGAGUGGGCUGGGCCACCUUCCCUUUCACUUCCAAGGCUUCGGGGCGGUGUCCAUCUCGCAGGCGGGUCCAGGCUCGAGGGGUGUCGGGAGCGGGUCCAGAGUGCCAAGAUGGUGGUUCUUUCCAAGGAAUAUGGCUAUGUGAUUCUGACUGGUGCUGCCAGUUUUAUCUUGGUGACGCACCUUGCAAUAAAUGUUGGGAGAGCACGCAAGAAAUAUAAUGUGGAGUACCCAAUCAUGUACAGUGCAGACCCUGAACAUGGACACAUCUUCAACUGUAUCCAGAGGGCACAUCAGAACACGUUGGAAGUAUAUCCUUCUGUCCUGUUCUUCCUUGCCACAGGUGGAGUCUACCACCCACGCGCUGCUGCAGGACUCGGUGUAGCGUGGAUCAUUGGAAGACUGCUGUAUGCCCAUGGCUAUUACACAGGAGAGCCCAAAAAGAGAAACAGAGGAGCCAUUGGCUCAUUUGCCCUUCUUGGCUUGUCCGGGAUUUCCCUGUGUUCGGCUUUCCAACACCUUGGCUGGAUCCACCGUGCUGCCUGUACAGAUGUCUAAGAAGUUUCUUGGACUUGAAGUCUUUUGAGAAUGAAAUCAUUUCCAACGGGACUGACUUUUGUAAAAAAAAAAAAAUUUACAAUAAUGAAUAAAACCUCAAAUGAA
Molecule: messenger RNA, 703 nt
Organism: Sphaerodactylus townsendi
Lineage: Eukaryota; Metazoa; Chordata; Lepidosauria; Squamata; Sphaerodactylidae
Gene: MGST3
Product: microsomal glutathione S-transferase 3
Exons: 6
Coding region: 152-598 (148 amino acids)
Cellular component (GO): nuclear envelope; endoplasmic reticulum; membrane
Molecular function (GO): glutathione peroxidase activity; glutathione transferase activity
Source: RefSeq, a predicted model, not a curated record